Phaeodactylum tricornutum CCAP 1055/1 is the source of this 1062-nucleotide messenger RNA. RefSeq names its product alcohol dehydrogenase. The transcript has a single exon. The record is from RefSeq and is a predicted model, not a curated record. Gene Ontology annotation, molecular function: zinc ion binding; oxidoreductase activity. Bases 1 to 1062 code for a protein of 353 amino acids. NCBI's taxonomy places the organism in Eukaryota, Bacillariophyta, Bacillariophyceae, Surirellales, Neidiaceae.
AUGCAGGCUGUUCGCUACCACGGCGCAAACGUUGCGUUGACGGUCGAAUCGAUUCCCAGGCCCACAAACUUGGCCGACAACGACGUCCUAAUCCAGGUUCAAGCAGCCGCGUUGUGCCACACCGAGCUGCACUUUGCCGACGGUACGCUAAAUCUAGGGGUUGCUCCCAUGACACUAGGGCACGAAGCUUGUGGAAUAGUAAUCCAAGUUGGUAACAGCGUUCCCGAUACAAGAAUUGGCGAACGUGUCAUUCUGUAUUACUACGUUGGUUGCGGAUCCUGCCGAUGGUGUCUGCAAGGUGACGAGCAAAUUUGUGGAUCACUGCAGGCCGAAUUUGGCUUUAUAAGCGACGGUGGUCUAGCAGAAUACAUCAAGGCGCCUUCUCGUAACGCCGUGCCGCUACCUAGCAAUAUUUCUUUCGUCGACGCCGCCCCCAUUGGUUGUGGUGUAACGACGGCGGUCCACGCGAGCAAAAUAGGAAGGGUCCAGAAAGACGAUUGGUGUUUGGUAUAUGGCGUAAAUGGCGUUGGUUUCGGUCUCAUACAGCUUCUGAAAAAUCAUUACGGUGCCAAAGUGAUCGCUGCGACCCGUUCUCCAGCCAGACGGAAACUGGCGCUCGAACUGGGCGCCGACGUAUCCAUUGAUACUACAGAUUCCUCGACUGUGGCCAAAGCAGUCCACCAAGCAACAUAUGGGGCUGGUGCAGAUGUCAUCUUUGAGUGCGUUGGACGGCGUGAAACAAUGGAUGCGUGCGUUGGCUGGGACGGUGCGUUAGGUAAACGUGGUCGUUUGGUUUUAGUCGGAUACGAGGCUGGAAGUGAGCACGAAUUUCGAUGCCAUCCGAUUCCAAUGAUUGUACAAGAGCAAUCCGUUUGCGGUAGUGUUGGUGCUACUCUCAAUGAUCUCAAGGAGGCACUUGAAUAUGUUUCCUCUGGAAAGGUCAAAACCAUUGUGGACAGCCUCCUUUCCUUGCAGGAUUUUCAGCGUGGCAUAGAUAAAAUCAAAUCAUGCGACUGCAUCGGAAAAAUUGUUUGCCGACCCGCAGAAACCUCAUUUGGCUAG